GUGUGGGCGGGACUUACGUAGAGCCCAGCAGCGGCCCUAAUGAGGGUGCCCCCCACCCACGCUCCUCUGAAGGGAUGCGCUACAUCUUCACCCUCCUACCGUUCCCGGCGGCGCCCAAUCCCACCUUCGCUCGCGCUCCGGGAGCCUGUGGAGCAGCCGGGAGGCGUGGCCUACCGGCGGCCCGCCCCUUUGAUGUGCUCCGACGCCGCUGUGAUUGGACAACCGCUUGUGACGUGCGGAGACUGCGGUGGGCUCCGGUGCUGCGGCAGCCGCAGCGCCAGCCGCGGCUCCGGCUCCGGCUCCCGGGUAUUUAAAGGGGACGCGGCGGCGGCCCGGGGGGAUGGGGGGCAAGUGGAGGGGACGGCCCAGACGCACAUCAUCCACGGCCCCUCCGGACUGGAGGGACUCGUGAGAGCCGAAGCCCAGAAAUCCGGGGGUGGAUAAGACACCGCAUCCCCUCCAAUUCCCGUAAGCACCCCUUGCUCCAUCCUGAGCCCAAAUACCCCAGCUAGCCCGUGUCCCCCUACUCUUCACACUCCAAACUCAGCCGGGACAGACCUCUGCCGCCGCCGCUUCCCACGUGAGUCCUGGACUCGCCGAGCCAGCUGGAAAAGCUCAGAGGUCCUGUCCCCCUUUCCUCUGAGAGACUCUAUUUGGUGACCACAAGAGGAUUCAGUCACUCAGGUGAAAGCUUCCAGAGGAGCUCUGGACCGACAGCUGGAGGCCAACAAUCCCUACAAGUGGUGCUCAGGGUGAUGUACUGACAAUGAGCGGGUGUUUUCCAGUUGCUGGCCUCCGAUGCCUGUCUAGGGUCUUCGAUGUGCCAGCAUCUCUGGCCGUGGCCCGCUAACCUGCCUCUCCCGGGCCGGCUCCUGCCGCGCCCCCUCUCGCUUGCUCCCUCCUCCUCCUGCUCCUCUCCCCCCUGCUCCCAGGACGGCGGGAUGGCUGCGCAGGGCUCGCCGCGCUUCCUCCUGACCUUCGACUUUGAUGAGACUAUCGUGGACGAAAACAGCGACGACUCGAUCGUGCGCGCGGCGCCGGGCCAGCGGCUCCCGGAGAGCCUGCGUGCCACCUACCGCGAGGGCUUCUACAACGAGUACAUGCAGCGCGUCUUCCAGUACUUGGGCGACCAGGGCGUGCGGCCGCGAGACCUGCGCGUGGUCUACGAGUCCAUCCCGCUGUCGCCCGGCAUGGGCGAACUGCUGCAGUUUGUGGCCAAGCAAGGUUCCUGCUUUGAGGUUAUUCUCAUCUCAGACGCCAACACCUUUGGCGUGGAGAGCGCGCUGCGCGCCGCCGGCCACCAAGGCCUGUUCCGCCGCAUCUUCAGCAACCCUUCCGGGCCCGACGCUCGGGGGCUGCUGGCGCUGCGGCCCUUCCACUCACACAGCUGCGCGCGCUGCCCCGCCAACAUGUGCAAGCACAAGGUGCUCAGCGACUACCUGCGCGAGCGGGCCCACGACGGCGUGCACUUCGAGCGCCUUUUCUACGUGGGCGACGGCGCCAACGACUUCUGUCCCAUGGGGCUGCUGGCCGGUGGCGAUGUGGCCUUCCCUCGCCGCGGCUACCCCAUGCACCGCCUUAUCCAGGAGGCACAGAAGGCUGAGCCCAGCUCCUUCCGCGCCAGCGUGGUACCCUGGGAAAAUGCCACCGAAGUGCGCCUCCAUCUGCAACAGGGGGCUGGAAAAUGGUGAACAGUAGAAAGGAAAGAGGAAGUCAACACCAGCUGGAAGAGAUUAUUAUUGGACUUGAAAACCGACCAACCAACCUCAGGCCCUCAUCCCAGACCUUCUAACCAGAAUCCCCUGGGCAUGCGGCCAGUGAAUCUGUACCUUUAAAAGCUCCUUAGGUGAUUCCUGAACUCCUGGCUUAGCUCUGAUCUGCAAGAUGGUGUUUGGGAACCAAUAAUUUGGUCCAUUUUAUAGAUAAGAAGCUGAAGCCCAGAAGGGGUAGAAUAAAGCAACUUCUAACUGUAGCCUAUAUAGUGAAAGUGUUAGUUGCCCAGUUGUGUCCAACUCUUUGUGACCCCGUGGACUAUAGCCCACCAGGCUUCUCUGUCUGUGGAAUUUUCCAGGCAAGAAUACUGGAGUGGGUUGCCAUUCCCUUCUCCAGGGACUCUUCCUGACCCAGGGAUCAAACCCAGGUCUCCCGCAUUGCAGGCGGACUCUUUACUGUCUGAGCCGCCAGGAAAGUGUAGCCUAUAUAACCACGGCCUAUAUAGGGUCCCACAAGGCUGGCUCCUGUUUUUCUCCUCACCUUCAUCCCCUUCCUCUCUCCCUCUCACUCAUGGUCCUCCAGCCACAUUGGCUACUGGGUCUCAGUUCCUGAUCAAGCUCAGAUUGCUUGUACCUCAGGGCCUUUGCACUUGUUAUUCUUCAGGUCUACAGAGACACUUGCCCUCACCACCCUAAGAUCUCCCCCAGCCCACCUCUGUAUUGACUCUGUAUUAGAUUUACUGUUUUCUUCAUAGCACUUAGUACCGUCUGAAAUUUUUUAUCUAUGUACUUUAUUAUCUAUUCCUCCACACACACACACACAUCCACACACACUAGAAUGUAAGCACUAUAAGGUCAGGGAGCUCAUCUGUUUUAUUCUGUAUCCUAUCCUGGAAUAGUUAGUGCCCGACAUACAGAUGAAACUUGAUGAAUAUGCAUUUGUGAAUUAAUCAGUGGGUUGAAUGCAAACCCAAACACUUGCUGGGCAUCUUCCUACUGCAUGCCCGGCACUGUGCCUGGUGCUGGCUAGGGCCACACUUCCAGGCAGUGGUGGUGGGGUGGACAGGGAGUGUCUGAAGACUGAAGAGGGUUUGCUUCUCUAGUCAUUUGGUUCCCCAGGCAGCUUCCUCAUCUCAAGUUGGAACACGAGGGUAGGGGCCAAUCCAGGGCAAGUCCGGGGAGAGGCCAGCAGACUGAUCAGUAAGGCUGCACCCUGAGGUCUCCUUGUUAAGGGCCCUCAGUUGUUCCCCAGGGCCUGUAGUGGAGAACAGACCUAGAACCUAUCUAAGCAGGGUGCUCAAAGAGACCUGGGAGCAUCCAGUGUAGCCCAAAUGAAACUUGAACCAAAAGGUGGGCCCAGAACCUUCUCCUCUCAGGUGCUUCUCCAUGCCUUUCUGUUCCAAUCGAGGCUAAGAAAUGCUUGUUUGCAUCUAAUUUACAUCUCAUCAGCAUACACAACUGAGUGCCUUGAAAAGGCAAAGAGAUCAAUCCAGAAAGAAUAACAGGUCUAAUUCUAGUUCAAGACUGUCCUUUAGUAGAUGAGGAAAUAAAGGCCCAAAAUGGAGCAGUGACUA
Messenger RNA from Cervus elaphus (red deer), 3286 nucleotides. RefSeq names its product phosphoethanolamine/phosphocholine phosphatase 1 (gene PHOSPHO1). The transcript has 5 exons. Gene Ontology annotation, biological process: bone mineralization involved in bone maturation. The coding region runs from base 819 to 1691 and encodes 290 amino acids. Gene Ontology annotation, molecular function: phosphatase activity. Lineage: Eukaryota; Metazoa; Chordata; Mammalia; Artiodactyla; Cervidae. The record is from RefSeq and is a predicted model, not a curated record.